Brassica rapa (field mustard) is the source of this 5718-nucleotide messenger RNA. RefSeq names its product lipoxygenase 3, chloroplastic. The record is from RefSeq and is a predicted model, not a curated record. Gene Ontology annotation, molecular function: oxidoreductase activity, acting on single donors with incorporation of molecular oxygen, incorporation of two atoms of oxygen; protein binding; metal ion binding. Lineage: Eukaryota; Viridiplantae; Streptophyta; Magnoliopsida; Brassicales; Brassicaceae. Gene Ontology annotation, biological process: lipid oxidation.
UAUAUAUAUAUAUAUCUUUUUCAUGCCUGUUUAAGUUUUCACAAAAUCUUGGUAGGCGACAAUUUGAUAAGUACUCGACGUUGAAAGUUAGAGCAACUCAAUAAUCUGUAAAAGCGAGUCUUACCAAAUCAAAACCUCUUAGUACGAAUAUUUGAAAUUCUUUAUUCUUCUGCAUUUAAUUUUGUGGACUAAUUGUGAGUUUGAUGUACCAACACGUAAAACAAAGUAUUCAAAAGAGAAAAUGCUCGCAAAGUUGAUGAUGAUUCCGAACCUUUGCAUAAGUCACGAGGAUUCCGGACCACUGCCCAAUUCAAACAUACACGUAUUAAUAAGUUUGUCUUUGUAAUAUAAAACACGUAUAAAUAAUCAAAAUAUAUAUGUAAUAAUUUUGUUUGUCGAUAAAUAUGGGAAACGUACUAUAUGUUUGUUGUGUCCAUGAUACUGUAUUUUAAAAAAGAAACUCUCGUAGUACAUGCAUAUGCACUUUUCAUCGUUUACAGAUGAUUUAGUAUUUUAGUGAAUUGGGUUUUCCCAUCGUUCAAAACGACUUUUCUGAAAACCACUUGAUUCAUAUAUUCAUAUUUUGUAAGAUUUGAACAAUUUUUUUUAACUGCUAAACUGAAGCUAGAUUUAAUGGUACUAAUGAUUUGAACCUAGAUAACUAUAUAUGCAUGGACAACUCCACUAUGAAGAAAACCAAUCGAUAUCACACUGAAUCAGUUGAUUCGUUGCCUAUCUUUCUACUGGCGUGGUAGAAGAGGAAGUGUGCCUCAAAGUUAAUCUGUGAUGUUUGACGGUUCAAACAAAAUUAUCGGUCAAAUAAUUAAAAUAGUUCAUAAUUUCUUGAUAAGAAUAUAAAAGAACGAGCUGGUUAAUUUUCUUUUUCAAACUGCAAAUUUUUCAUUCAUGGAGAAAUCUAAGAGGGGAUACAUUGUUUGAAUACAUAUAUUGAAGAUUCUAAAUCUUCCAAAACAAAGCUCCACACUAGAGGGAAAAAAACUUGACAAUCGAGAGCCAUACACAUAGAACUAGAGAAAAGCAAUACAAUCUGAAACGAGCUAGUUGAUAGAUUGUAGUAAUAUUUUAAAAGAGAAAUUGUAGUACAUUAUUGUCACAUCUAUUUUGGCUUAGUGUUGCGCUGUAAUAUAACUUCUUGUGUAAAAUAUAUUCACCUUUUUUUGGUAAUAAGGCUUUUUAUUAUUUCUCAAAAAUCAAAACUAUUACCAAGUACCAUCCGAUCUUCAAAGACUUGUUACUAUACAAUAAAGAGACCAUAGUCAACUUAUCUCCGAACGAUGACACAAACAUCUAAUCGCUCAUUUUGGAAAACAAGAGGGUAAAAUAGUCAUUUAAUUAAUUCUGGUCGGAGUUUCUCCUUCGCUUCCUUGCCACGUCUUACUACGCGUCGUGUCAAACUCGAAACUUAGUUUGACUCAAUUUACCCCACAUUUUCAUUCCAUUCCAAACACUUGUUUUCCCUACAAAACAUUACACGUUUUUUUUUGUUUAGUAAAAAUAGCCAACAGAACCGUGUGGUGAAAAUGGGGGAACUAAAAGUAACUAACCGUGAAAGAAACAAGAGAAAAAAAAUCAAUUGAGAAGUAAAGCUUUUAACUCUGAUUAAUGUUGUCCCACCAUAACUCAAAACUCUUUUUCUCCAAUAUUUUUACUCUAACAUGACAUAUCAAUUAUGGCCUUAUAAAUAUGAAUUGAAUAACCAUUGUUGACAACAAAUAUAGAAGUAAAUAAAUUAUGGAGAUAAAUUAACUGUGUGGUUGAAUUCAAAUUUUCUACUGUAAUUUUAAUCGUGGUUAGCGGUUACGUAUGUUUUAAACAGUAAAAAGUCCGGAUUAUCAAAAAAAAAAAAAACAGUAAAAAGUCCGAUGUUAAUUCUACAUUCCAUGGUAUAAUAUGUGUUUCAAUGUGAGUUUCUUCUAUUAAAAUACUCAUUAACAAUAACAACAACAAAAAUGUAACGACACAUUAUAAGUGUGGGUUGUUUAUUUUCCACAUAAAAAUAUUCUUCCAUAUGCCAUCUUUCUUAAAUUGUGUUUUUAGAUUUAAAACACUUUCACAUACAAAGUACAUGGAAUGUACUUUAGUCUUCAUUCUCCAACUAUCAUACUAAAAAGUGAAAGCAUGCCCUCUCUACAGUCUCUUAUCCAAUCAUAUUCUAAAAUUUGAAUUAACAUGUUGUAAAUUGGAGAAGUGGUGAAUCCAUAUCGGUUAAAAACAGCGGUACAAAAGGUAUUUACCUAUUUUGUGUCAAGUAAUUAGCUCUUCACCGGAACAGAAGUGUACUAUAAGCUAGGUAAAUACAACGUAUUGUUCAUUCAGAAUAAUAGUGUGUACUCUCUUAUCUCAUAACGUAACUAUUUUCUAACAUUUAAAAGAAAUACAUUUAUUCAUGAGAAGUAUAUCAUAAGAAUUUUCUCAAAAGUGUAUAUCAUAGAAAGAGACUUAACAUCACAAAGACUAAUUACUUUGAAAACUAGCAUGUUGACAAAAGGAAAGAAGAGUGAACAUGAGAAUUCACAUUUUGUAAAAGGAAAAAAUAAAAGCAUGGCUAUUGCGUAGACGGUAGUUCAAUUAACAAAAAAACGUGUGGACGGCAAUGAGAUCCUUCUAUCUCUAUAUAUCUCUCUCACUUGCCGAUUAUUAGUAACCAGAACGUACACCAACUAAUAAACUCUCAACUUCUUCUUGUUUGCCAACACUAAUCUACAAAACAACUCAAGAUUCAUUCCAUUUAAUACUAACUGAUUACAUCAUCGUGAUGGCCUUAGCUAAAGAGUUAAUGGGUUAUCCUCUGACCUCCAAAAGGCCAUUACUUGUUUGGUCGGCGUCGCAUUUCAAGAAGAGGACACAGCCAACACAAUUAUCGAUCAAGCCUUUUGAUCGGAGACCAAGAACGUCCAAAUCCGGGGUCGUUGCGGCCAUCAGUGAAGAUUUGGUCAAAACGCUACGUUUCAACACAACCACCGGUGACAGAAAGAGCGAGGAGGAGGAGAAAGCGGCGGUGAAAUUCAAGGUGAGAGCGGUGGUUACGGUGAGGAACAAGAACAAGGAGGAUUUUAAGGAGACUCUUGUUAAGCAUUUAGAUGCUUUUGGGGAUAAGAUCGGUCGAAACAUUGUCUUGGAGCUUGUUAGCACCGAACUUGAUCCAAAAACAAAUAUGCCGAAGAAAAGCAAUGCGGCAGUUUUAAAGGACUGGUCAAAGAAGUCGAAAACCAAGGCGGAGAGGGUUCAUUACACGGCGGAGUUCACGGUGGACGCAGCCUUUGGCUCACCGGGAGCCAUCACCGUCAUGAAUAAACACCAGAAAGAAUUCUUUCUAGAGAGCAUCACCAUCGAAGGUUUCGCAGUUGGUCCUGUUCACUUUCCAUGCAAUUCUUGGGUUCAGUCCCAAAAGGAUCACCCAGAGAAACGAAUCUUUUUCACUAAUCAGCCGUUUUUGCCGAGUGAGACACCUGAUGGAUUGAAAAAAUUGAGGGAGAGAGAGUUGAAGAAUCUACGAGGAGAUGGGAGUGGAGUGAGGAAGUUAUCAGACAGAAUCUAUGACUUUGAUGUCUACAAUGAUCUUGGAAAUCCCGACAAGUCAUCUGAACUCUCUCGCCCCAAGCUUGGCGGCAAAGAGAUUCCUUACCCUAGACGAUGUCGUACCGGUCGCCAUCCAACUGAUACCGAUAAAGAAGCGGAGAGCCGAGUGGAGAAGCCAUUACCUAUGUAUGUACCACGAGAUGAGCAAUUUGAAGAGACUAAGCAGAAAACUUUCGCUGCAGGGAGGUUAAAAGCGGUCUUACACCACCUAGUUCCGUCUCUCAAAGCCAGCAUUUUAGCUGAGGACUUUGCUGACUUUGGCGAGAUAGAUGGUCUCUAUAAAGAAGGAUUGCUACUCAAGUUAGGGUUUCAAGAUGAAAUUUUUAACAAGUUCCCUUUGCCCAAGGCCAUCGUUAAUACACUCCAAGAAUCUUCUAAAGGACUCCUCAAAUACGACACUCCCAAAAUAUUAUCGAAGGAUAAAAAUGCAUGGCUACGAGAUGACGAGUUUGCACGUCAAGCCAUAGCUGGAAUCAAUCCAGUCAACAUUGAGAGGGUCAGGACUUUCCCACCGGUCAGUAAUCUUGACCCCGAAAUCUACGGUCCACAACACUCCGCUCUCACCUCCGACCACAUCAUUGGACAUCUCGACGGACUAUCCGUACAACAAGCGUUGGAAGAGAACAGAUUGUAUAUGUUGAAUUACCACGACAUAUUUUUACCGUUCCUAGACCGGAUCAAUGCACUAGACGGACGCAAAGCUUAUGCUACUCGAACCAUAUUCUUCUUGACUCGUCUAGGAACACUUAAACCCGUAGCCAUUGAGCUAAGCCUCCCUCCCCAUGGUCCCAACCACCGGUCCAAACGCGUGGUUACACCUCCUGUCGACGCAACCUCCAAUUGGGUGUGGCAGCUCGCUAAAGCCCACGUUAGCUCUAACGACGCUGGUAUCCACCAGCUUGUCAACCACUGGUUACGAACCCAUGCGUGCUUGGAACCGUUUAUAUUAGCUGCGCAUAGACAAAUGAGCGCUAUGCAUCCGAUAUUCAAGCUAUUGGAUCCGCACAUGAGGUACACGUUGGAAAUCAAUGCAUUGGCUAGACAAUCGUUGAUCAGUGCAGACGGUGUGAUUGAAGAAGGCUUCACUGCCGGCUCAUACGGCAUGGAGAUGAGCGCCGCCGCGUACAAGAGCAGCUGGCGGUUCGACAUGGAAGGACUCCCAGCUGAUCUCAUUCGCAGAGGAAUAGCAGUUCCUGACCCGACAAAACCACAUGGGCUUAAACUCCUAAUCGAAGACUAUCCAUACGCUAACGACGGUCUUUUACUCUGGUCAGCUAUCCAAACCUGGGUCCGAACCUACGUGGAACGCUACUACCCAAACCCGAACCUAAUCAAAACAGACUCGGAGCUCCAGUCCUGGUACUCCGAAUCAAUCAACGUCGGCCACGCUGAUCUCCGCGACGCCGAGUGGUGGCCAAAGCUAAACACCGUCGACGACCUCGCCUCCAUCCUCACCACACUGAUCUGGCUCGCCUCAGCUCAGCACGCGGCUCUCAACUUCGGACAGUACCCGUACGGCGGCUACGUCCCGAACCGACCUCCGCUGAUGCGGCGGUUGAUCCCCGACGAGUCUGAUCCCGAGUACGCGAGUUUCAUCUCCGAUCCGGAGAAGUUUUACUUCUCGGCGAUGCCGAGUUUGCUGCAGACGUCGAAGUUUAUGGCGGUGGUUGAUACUCUGUCAACGCAUUCGCCGGAUGAGGAGUAUAUCGGGGAGAGACAGCAACCGUCGAUUUGGACGGGAGAUGCGGAGAUCGUUGAUGCGUUUUAUGGAUUCGCGGCGGAGAUCGGACGGAUAGAGAAGGAGAUUGAGGAAAGGAACUCUGAUCCUGACCGUAGAAAUAGGUGCGGGGCUGGUGUUUUGCCUUAUGAGCUGUUGGUUCCGAGUUCCGAGCCUGGUGUUACUUGCAGAGGUGUACCUAAUAGUGUAUCGAUAUAGAAGGAAAUUUAAUAUAGGGAAAAUGUAGAAAUUGCUAUAAAUAAUUUUUUGGAAGAAAUUAAAAUAUAUAAAUUUAUACAUCAUCGUAAAUUUGUAUUUUGUAGAUGCUUUUUUUCCCGAAGAUGGCUUCAAAUUUAUGUAACUCGAAUAUUUUAAAAAGUACUUGGACGAUGUUUCUUGGA